Molecule: messenger RNA, 7581 nt
Organism: Tetrahymena thermophila SB210
Lineage: Eukaryota; Ciliophora; Oligohymenophorea; Hymenostomatida; Tetrahymenidae
Product: transmembrane protein, putative
Exons: 1
Source: RefSeq, a predicted model, not a curated record
AUGUAAAAAAAAUUAAUACUUCUAUCUUGCCUUUGCAUCAUUAUAAGCCUAUGUUUUGCUUAGAAUUGUGACUUAGAUAAAUAGUUUGUAGAUACAUACAAUAUAUGUUAUACUUGUAGUGAAGAUACGCCUUUCAUAAAUUAUGAUGAUUCUAACAAAAAUGGUACUUGUGUUGGUAAAUGUAACGAAGGUUUAUAUUAUAACUCCACCAGCUACUGUCUAUAAUGUCAAAAAGGUUUUCCUUCUUAUGAUUAAGCUUCUUGCUUAGACACAUGCGAGAAGGGUGAUUAAAUACUUAACUUAAAUGGAACUGCUUGCAUUUAUAAAGAAAAUUGUACUUAGUUUUUUGCACAAACUAAUGGCACAACACAAUGUGUUUCAAAUUGCAAUUCAAAUAGAUAAUUUGUUGAUCUAAGUAAUUAGAUAUGCUAUACUUGUAGUGCAGAUACACCAUUCAUAAAUUAUGAUGAUUCUAAGAAAAAUGGAACUUGUGUUAGUAAAUGCAAUGAAGGUUUAUAUUAUAACUCUACCAGCUACUGCCUUUAAUGUCAAAAAGGUUUCCCUUCUUAUGAUUAAUCAACUUGCUUUGAAACAUGCGAUAAGGGUGGUUAAAUACUUAACUUAAAUGGAACUGCUUGCAUUUAUAAAGAAAAUUGUACUUAGCUUUUUGCGCAAACUAAUGCCACAACACAAUGUGUUAGUAAAUGCAAUGAAGGUUUAUAUUAUAACUCUACCAGCUACUGCCUUUAAUGUCAAAAAGGUUUCCCUUCUUAUGAUUAAUCAACUUGCUUAGACACAUGCGAUCAGGGUGGUUAAAUACUUAACUUAAAUGGAACUGCUUGCAUUUAUAAAGAAAAUUGUACUUAGCUUUUUGCGCAAACUAAUGCCACAACACAAUGUGUUAGUAAAUGCAAUGAAGGUUUAUAUUAUAACUCUACUAACUACUGCCUUUAAUGUCAAAAUGGUUUCCCUUCUUAUGAUUAAUCAACUUGCUUUGAAACAUGCGAUAAGGGUGGUUAAAUACUUAACUUAAAUGGAACUGCUUGCAUUUAUAAAGAAAAUUGUACUUUGCUUUUUGCGCAAACUAAUGCCACAACACAAUGUGUUGAUAGAUGCAGUGAAGGUUUAUAUUAUGACUCCACCAGCAACUGUGUAUAAUGUCAAAAAGGUUUUCCUUCUUAUGAUUAAGCUUCUUGCUUAGACACAUGCGAUCAGGGUGGUUAAAUACUUAACUUAAAUGGAACUGCUUGCAUUUAUAAAGAAAAUUGUACUUAGCUUAUUUCAUAAAAUAAUAACACAACACAAUGUAUUUCUAAUUGCAAUUCAAAUAGAUAAUUUGUUGAUCUAAAUAAUUAGACAUGUUAUACUUGUAGUGGAGAUACACCAUUCAUAAAUUAUGAUGAUUCUAAGAAAAAUGGAACUUGUGUUAGUAAAUGCAAUGAAGGUUUAUAUUAUAACUCUACCAGCUACUGCCUUUAAUGUCAAAAAGGUUUCCCUUCUUAUGAUUAAUCAACUUGCUUUGAAACAUGCGAUAAGGGUGGUUAAAUACUUAACUUAAAUGGAACUGCUUGCAUUUAUAAAGAAAAUUGUACUUAGUUUUUUGCACAAACUAAUGGCACAACACAAUGUGUUUCUAAUUGCAAUUCAAAUAGAUAAUUUGUUGAUCUAAAUAAUUAGAUAUGCUAUACUUGUAGUGCAGAUACACCGUUCAUAAAUUAUGAUGAUACUAAGAAAAAUGGAACUUGUGUUAGUAAAUGCAAUCAAGGUUUAUAUUAUAACUCUUCUAACUACUGCCUUUAAUGUCAAAAUGGUUUCCCUUCUUAUGAUUAAUCAACUUGCUUUGAAAUAUGCGAUAAGGGUGGUUAAAUACUUAACUUAAAUGGAACUGCUUGCAUUUAUAAAGAAAAUUGUACUUAGCUUUUUGCGCAAACUAAUACCACAACACAAUGUGUUGAUAGAUGCAGUGAAGGUUUAUAUUAUGACUCCACCAGCUACUGUCUAUAAUGUCAAAAAGGUUUUCCUUCUUAUGAUUAAGCUUCUUGCUUAGACACAUGCGAGAAGGGUGAUUAAAUACUUAACUUAAAUGGAACUGCUUGCAUUUAUAAAGAAAAUUGUACUUAGUUUUUUGCACAAACUAAUGGCACAACACAAUGUGUUUCAAAUUGCAAUUCAAAUAGAUAAUUUGUUGAUCUAAGUAAUUAGAUAUGCUAUACUUGUAGUGCAGAUACACCAUUCAUAAAUUAUGAUGAUUCUAAGAAAAAUGGAACUUGUGUUAGUAAAUGCAAUGAAGGUUUAUAUUAUAACUCUACCAGCUACUGCCUUUAAUGUCAAAAAGGUUUCCCUUCUUAUGAUUAAUCAACUUGCUUUGAAACAUGCGAUAAGGGUGGUUAAAUACUUAACUUAAAUGGAACUGCUUGCAUUUAUAAAGAAAAUUGUACUUAGCUUUUUGCGCAAACUAAUACCACAACACAAUGUGUUGAUAGAUGCAGUGAAGGUUUAUAUUAUGACUCCACCAGCAACUGUGUAUAAUGUCAAAAAGGUUUCCCUUCCUAUGAUUAAUCAACUUGCUUAGACACAUGCGAUCAGGGUGGUUAAAUACUUAACUUAAAUGGAACUGCUUGCAUUUAUAAAGAAAAUUGUACUUAGCUUAUUUCAUAAAAUAAUAACACAACACAAUGUAUUUCUAAUUGCAAUUCAAAUAGAUAAUUUGUUGAUCUAAAUAAUUAGACAUGUUAUACUUGUAGUGGAGAUACACCUUUCAUAAAUUAUGAUGAUUCUAAGAAAAAUGGAACUUGUGUUAGUAAAUGCAAUGAAGGUUUAUAUUAUAACUCUACUAACUACUGCCUUUAAUGUCAAAAAGGUUUCCCUUCUUAUGAUUAAUCAACUUGCUUUGAAACAUGUGAUAAGGGUGAUUAAAUACUUAACUUAAAUGGAACUGCUUGCAUUUAUAAAGAAAAUUGUACUUAGCUUAUUUCAUAAAAUAAUAGCACAACAAAAUGUAUUUCUAAUUGCAAUUCAAAUAGAUAAUUUGUUGAUCUAAAUAAUUAGACAUGUUAUACUUGUAGUGGAGAUACACCUUUCAUAAAUUAUGAUGAUUCUAAGAAAAAUGGAACUUGUGUUAGUAAAUGCAAUGAAGGUUUAUAUUAUAACUACACCAGCUACUGUGUAAAAUGUCAAAAAGGUUUCCCUUCUUAUGAUUAAUCUUCUUGCUUAGAUACUUGCGAUAAGGGUGGUUAAAUACUUAACUUAAAUGGAAAUGCUUGCAUUUAUAAAGAAAAUUGUACUUAGUUUUUUGCACAAACUAAUGACACAACAAAAUGUAUUUCUAAUUGUAAUUCAAAUAGAUAAUUUGUUGAUAUAAAUAAUUAUUGCUAUACUUGUAGUGCAGAUACGCCAUUCAUAAAUUAUGAUGAUUCUAAGAAAAAUGGAACUUGUGUUAGUAAAUGCAAUGAAGGUUUAUAUUAUAACUCUACUAACUACUGCCUUUAAUGUCAAAAUGGUUUCCCUUCUUAUGAUUAAUCAACUUGCUUUGAAACAUGCGAUAAGGGUGAUUAAAUACUUAACUUAAAUGGAACUGCUUGUAUUUAUAAAGAGAAUUGUACUUAGUUUUUUGCACAAACUAAUGCCACAACACAAUGUGUUUCAAAUUGCAAUUCAAAUAGAUAAUUUGUUGAUCUAAAUAAUUAGACAUGUUAUACUUGUAGUGGAGAUACACCUUUCAUAAAUUAUGAUGAUUCUAAGAAAAAUGGAACUUGCGUUAGUAAAUGCAAUGAAGGUUUAUAUUAUAACUACACCAGCUACUGUGUAAAAUGUCAAAAAGGUUUCCCUUCUUAUGAUUAAUCUUCUUGCUUAGAUACUUGCGAUAAGGGUGGUUAAAUACUUAACUUAAAUGGAAAUGCUUGCAUUUAUAAAGAAAAUUGUACUUAGUUUUUUGCACAAACUAAUAACACAACAAAAUGUAUUUCUAAUUGCAAUUCAAAUAGAUAAUUUGUUGAUAUAAAUAAUUAUUGCUAUACUUGUAGUGCAGAUACACCAUUCAUAAAUUAUGAUGAUUCUAAGAAAAAUGGAACUUGUGUUAGUAAAUGCAAUGAAGGUUUAUAUUAUAACUCCACCAGCUACUGCCUUUAAUGUCAAAAAGGUUUCCCUUCUUAUGAUUAAUCUUCUUGCUUAGAUACUUGCGUUAAGGGUGGUUAAAUACUUAACUUAAAUGGAAAUGCUUGCAUUUAUAAAGAAAAUUGUACUUAGCUUAUUUCAUAAAAUAAUGACACAACAAAAUGUAUUUCUAAUUGCAAUUCAAAUAGAUAAUUUGUUGAUCUAAAUAAUUAUUGCUAUACUUGUAGUGGAGAUACACCAUUCAUAAAUUAUGAUGAUUCUAAGAAAAAUGGAACUUGUGUUAGUAAAUGCAAUGAAGGUUUAUAUUAUAACUCUACUAACUACUGCCUUUAAUGUCAAAAUGGUUUCCCUUCUUAUGAUUAAUCAACUUGCUUUGAAACAUGUGAUAAGGGUGGUUAAAUACUUAACUUAAAUGGAACUGCUUGCAUUUAUAAAGAAAAUUGUACAUAGCUUUUUGCACAAACAAAUAGCACAACUCAAUGUGUUGGUAGAUGUAGUGAAGGUUUAUAUUAUGACUUCACCCGCUACUGUGUAAAAUGUCUAAAAGGUUUCCCUUCUUAUGAUUAAGCUUCUUGCUUAGAUAAUUGCGAUAAGGGUGGUUAAAUACUUAACUUAAAUGGAAAUGCUUGCAUUUAUAAAGAAAACUGUACUUAGCUUAUUUCAUAAAAUAAUAGCAUAACACAAUGUGUUUCUAAUUGCAAUUCAAAUAGAUAAUUUGUUGAUCUAAAUAAUUAGACAUGUUAUACUUGUAGUGGAGAUACACCUUUCAUAAAUUAUGAUGAUUCUAAGAAAAAUGGAACUUGUGUUAGUAAAUGCAAUGAAGGUUUAUAUUAUAACUCCACCAGCUACUGUGUAAAAUGUCAAAAAGGUUUUCCUUCUUAUAAUUAAACAUCUUGCUUAUAAACUUGUGAUUUAGGUGGUUAAAUACUUAAUUUAAAUGGAAAUGCUUGCAUAUAUAAAGAAAAUUGUACUUAAUAGAUUACAUAAAAUAAUGGAGUACAAUAGUGUGUUUCUAAUUGUAAUGGUUUUAAUUAGUUUUUGAAUUCUACAGGUCUUUGUUAAAAUUGCACAUCUAACUAAUUUGUAGGUUUUGAUGAUAAAAAUUAAUUGUAGUGUGUUCCAAACUGUGGAGAUGCAUAAUAUGCAAAUAUAACUAAUAAUUACUGUACAUCUUGUAAUCCAACUUAAUAUCUUUCUUCUAACAAAACAACUUGUGUUAGUUUUUGUAAUUAAGGAGAAAUUCUUUCUCUAUCUGGUAGAGCAUGUUAAAAUAAAUCAGAUUGCUAAAGCAAGUUAUUUGUUUAAAAUAAUACUAUGACCUAAUGCAUUUCUAAUUGUAACGGUAAAAAUUAAUUUAUUAAUAUGACAAACAAUUUUUGCGUGACUUGCAAUCAAGAUUAAUAAUACUUUGGUUUAGAUAAUAAUAAUUAAACAUAAUGUGUAUCUAGUUGCAGUGAUGGUCAAUAUUUGAAUUCAACAAAUUAUUGUACAUAAUGCAAUAAUACUUAAUUUGUUUCUUCUGAUGGAAAGUAAUGUGUUAAUUUCUGCAAUAAUUAAACAGAAGUACUUUCUUUUUCAGGUCGAGCUUGCUAACCUUUGAGUAGUUGUAAAAACAAAUUAUUUGUUAACUAAAAUAAUAUGACUUAAUGCACUCUUACUUGCUCAGAUAAUAGAUAAUAUUUGAAUUAAACUAACUUCUGCAUAACUUGUAACAAGAGUUAGUACAUUAAUAUAAAAAAUAAUACACCUCAAUGUGUUUCUAAUUGUGAUGAUAAUUAAUUUGUUAAUUCAACAUCCUAUUGUAAUUAGUGCAAUCAAAAUUAAUAUGUCUCUUCUAAUGGAACAGCUUGCGUUAACAGUUGUAAUAAUUCAGAAUUUAUAAGUUUAUCUGGUAAUCGAUGCUUAUUGUCAUGUCCCCUUUAAUAAUAUUAAAAUGUUAACAAAACUGCUUGUGUUAGCAGCUGCGGUAAAGGAGAAUAUGUAGAUUUAUCUAAUGGCUAAAAAUAAUGUAAAGUUUGCUCAAAUUAUUUACAAGUAGACGCAUCUAAUUAGGAAGUUUAAUGUUUAAAUUAAUGCAGUGAGCAAUAAAUGAUUUAUUAUUUUACUUAUAAUUAAGUAAAAUAUAAAUAAUGUGUAAAUCCUACUUUUUGUAACUUUAAAAAAAUAUCUGCCUCAAAUAGCAAUAUUUGCACUGAUACUUGCAUUUCACCUGAAAUUGAUAAUGGUUCUAACACAUGUUCUCAAAAUUGCUCUUAAGGUUAAUAUUAAUUCCCUAGUAAUAGCACAUGCUCAUCAACAUGUCAAAAUUAUAUUUCUUCUGAUAAUAAAUUAUGCAUAGAAUCAUGUGGAUAAGUAUUGGAAGUAAUAGGUAGUGGAAAUCAUUGCUAAAAGUGCUCACCAAAUGAAUACUUUUCAUCAUUUAAUGGUUAAUAAGGAUGUGUAAAAAUUUCUAAUACUACUGAAAGUUUAACUUAACUUAAAAAUUCCGUGAUUUAAGUUAUUAGUUCUGGAAUUAAUACAGUUUAAGCACUAUAAUAAGUUUAAGAAUAAAUUAAUUAAUAUACUUCUUAAUCAUAUGAUUUAAUUAUAUCAAACAUAUAAAGCAAAUCUUAAACAAAGACAGAAGAUAAAUAGUAGAUUUAGCAAGCUGUAAAUGAUAUUUUUACAAUAAAUUAGUCUUUAGUGAGUAAUAUUAGUUCAUCAUAGGGUAAGUAAUCUGUUGUUACUGGAUCUUCUUAACUAAAAGUUAUAGGAUAGUCAAAUUAGCCUGGAUAUAAAUUUAGUUAAAUAUUAAAUUCAUCAGAUAUUUAAAAUGGAAAUACUACCUCAUUACUUGAAUAAGAUACAAACUUAACUUCAUCAUAAUAACUAUAAGUUUUAUAAAUUGCUUAUGUUAGCACGAAUAUGUAUUGCUAAUAGGAUAGUUGUGCAUAAAAGUAACCUCUGUUCUUAUUAAAUGUAAAAUCCAUUUAAUCAUAGUAAAGAAUUCUAUAGUAGUCUUAAUCAUUCUAAAUUAUGUAUGCCAUUAAGUAAGAUUAAAACCCAAAUAAACUUAUAUGCUAAAAUUAUAACGAGUAAGGGGUCUUAACUUGGAGCUAAGGUUAAGUUUAAAAUGGAUAGAUUGCAUGCCAAAUAUCGUAUAGCUCAUCAAUUUAUUAUGAUGAGUAGUGCUUACAUGUUGAUUAAAAAUAUUGUAAUUCUGAAGAUGAGAGUACUAAAGAAUUAUCAGGAGUGCAAAUAUUUGGAAUAGCAUUUUCUUGUUUUGCCUUUGUAGGUUUAACAAGUGUUUGUGUUGUAAGCUAUAUAAGGCACAAAAAAAAUUAUAAAAAAUUAAUCCAACUCAACUAACCUAAAACUUUAUAAACAAAUAACCUGAUUACUGAAUAAGCAGAAAAAGGAGAUACUGAAAAUCAAAAUUAAGUUAAAAAGGAUGAAGCAAUCAUUUUAGAUUAAAUUUUAUUUGAAUGA